Molecule: messenger RNA, 3496 nt
Organism: Heteronotia binoei (common prickly gecko)
Lineage: Eukaryota; Metazoa; Chordata; Lepidosauria; Squamata; Gekkonidae
Gene: KCND1
Product: potassium voltage-gated channel subfamily D member 1
Exons: 6
Coding region: 76-2004 (642 amino acids)
Biological process (GO): potassium ion transmembrane transport; protein homooligomerization
Cellular component (GO): voltage-gated potassium channel complex; membrane
Molecular function (GO): protein binding; A-type (transient outward) potassium channel activity
Source: RefSeq, a predicted model, not a curated record
GCGGAACUCAGCCAAGACUGAGCGGUUGAUUUGAUAUUUUAUGACAAGCUCCCUUCUCCGCUGACUCAGCGCAAUAUGGCGGCUGGAGUGGCCACAUGGCUCCCUUUUGCCCGGGCGGCAGCGGUGGGCUGGCUCCCGCUGGCCAAGAAGCCCAUGCCAAAGCCUCCCAUCGACAAGCAACGGCGCAGCGACGAGAUCUUGGUGGUCAACGUCAGUGGGAAACGCUUCCAGACGUGGAAAAAUACCUUGGACCGCUACCCGGAUACCUUGCUGGGCAGCUCGGAGAAGGAGUUCUUCUAUGACGAAGACAGCCAGGAAUACUUCUUCGACCGCGACUCUGAGAUGUUCCGUCACAUCCUCAAUUUCUACCGUACCGGCAGGCUUCAUUACCCUCGCCACGAGUGCAUCCAGGCCUUCGACGAGGAGUUGUCUUUCUACGGCAUCAUCCCGGAGUUGAUUGGCGACUGCUGCUUGGAGGAAUACCGGGACCGCAAAAAGGAGAACGCUGAACGCCUCGCGGAGGACGAGGAAGCGGAGAUAGCCACCGACACUGGCUUGCCACCGGAUAGCACGUUCCGCCAACGGCUCUGGAGAGCGUUCGAGAACCCCCAUACCAGUACUAUGGCGCUGGUCUUCUAUUACGUGACGGGGUUCUUCAUAGCAGUGUCGGUCAUCGCCAACGUGGUGGAGACCAUCCCCUGCCAGCCGCGGCCAGGACAGAAGAGGAACCUGUCCUGUGGAGAACGGUUCCCCAAGGCUUUCUUUUGCAUGGACACGGCGUGUGUCCUCAUUUUCACCUUCGAGUAUCUCAUGCGCCUCUUCGCUGCCCCGAGCCGGUUCAAGUUCAUGAAGAGCGUGAUGAGCAUCAUUGAUGUGGUGGCCAUCAUGCCCUAUUACAUUGGGCUGGUGAUGCCGGAAAACGAGAACGUCAGUGGGGCCUUUGUGACGUUGAGGGUCUUCAGGGUCUUCCGUAUCUUCAAGUUCUCACGUCAUUCUCAAGGGCUGAGGAUCCUGGGCUACACCCUCAAGAGCUGUGCCUCGGAGCUGGGCUUCCUCCUCUUCUCCCUCACCAUGGCCAUCAUCAUCUUCGCCACCGUCAUGUUCUAUGCAGAGAAGGGGACAACGGCCACCAAUUUCACCAGCAUCCCUGCGGCCUUCUGGUACACGAUUGUCACCAUGACGACGCUUGGCUAUGGCGACAUGGUGCCCAGCACCAUUGCAGGGAAGAUCUUUGGCUCCAUCUGCUCCCUUAGUGGGGUGCUGGUCAUCGCCCUCCCGGUCCCUGUCAUUGUGUCCAACUUCAGCCGCAUCUACCAUCAGAAUCAGCGAGCAGACAAACGGAGGGCUCAGCAGAAGGUUCGCUUGGCCCGGAUCCGGCUGGCCAAGAGCGGCACAACGAAUGCUUUCCUGCGGUACAAACAGAACGGAGGCCUUGAAGACAGAGACCCUGAGGCUCACUCGUUGGUUGUGCGCAAUCGAUCAGCCUUUGAACGGCAGCACCAUCAUCUCUUGCACUGUUUGGAGAAAACCACUAGUCACGAGUUUACAGACGAACACACCUACAGCGAGUUCUGCUUGUCGGACCCCCUCGGCUACCGCACCAGCCGCAGCACCUCUCUCUCCUCCCAGCAAGGGGGCAGCGGCAAGGGGAUCCUCGGCACCUCGUGCUGCCCGCGCCGCGUCAAGCGCCGCACCACCCGCCUCACCAACUCCACCAUGUCCAUGAGCCGCGCCAGCGCUCAAGAGCUCGACACUUUGCAGAGCCAGAAGAGCGUCGGCCCGCAGAGCCGCUCCAGCCUGAACGCGAAGACCCAUGACAACUUAAAGCUGAACUGCGAUGCCACAGACUUCACCGCCGCCAUCAUCUGCAUUCCCACACCUCCGGCCAACACCCCGGACGAGAGCCAUCCUCCCUCACCCGGAGGCCCCGGCGGACCCCUGCGCAAUUCCAGUCUCUCCACCCCCUACAUCCUUCACGAGACUGUCAAGAUCUCCUCCUUGUAAGAGGAGGCAGGGUGGGGCGGGGGCACUUGUUCUGACUCCUUUCUAUACCCAGAGUUGCUGCGCUGGGCCUGGAUCUGGCUUAUGAACUGGGGACGGGCUCCUCAACAGAAGCCUCCCUCCCCACCCUUCAGCCGCAAACGGGAAGAGAUGGAGCGGGGAGGUGUCACAGUUCUUUUUCGUAGAGGGGAGACCGGUGGCCACUAAUAGGGGGAACCGGUGCACGUGGGGGGUUCUAUUGCCAAUCCAGUGCACUCCUCCCCCCAAACAAUCAAAGCCAUAUGGGAGGUGGGUCCCAGAUGCUAUGCAAAUGCAGAGGGAUGGAAUGAUGCAGGGAAAGCUAGGUGUCAAGAAAGCAGACCUCUAUGGUAAGCGGAAACAUAUCCCAGAGGCCAUUUUGCUCUACCGAGCCUAUUGUCCCUCAAGUAGGAAACGGGCUGGCAGGGGAAGACAGAGUUGGGGGUAAGUUGCCUUGCCCCCUCUGAGAAUGAACAGGGUUUUUAAAGUAGCAGGGCUGGACAGCGAGGACCCUUGGGGGGGGGAGGGACUUUCCUCCACUGAGGGAGGGAAGAGGAAUCCAGCUAUGCGACUGCCCAACUCUUGGUUUGUCUGACCAGAGUGGGUGAUGGGAUGACAGUUGCAGAAGGUAAGCGGAAGACUUGAAAUUGAGGGGCUCGGGUUCCGUCCCUUGCCAUUGUAUAGGAGCCAUGCCGAAGAAGGAAGAUGACAGCCAAGUUGGUCUGGAUUUUAUUCCUACCGAGGUAGCCUGCGGAAAGUUGGAACUUCAGAACACGAAGGGGCGGGGAAAGAAAUAGAAUCCACUGAGCUUCCACCAGCUUCUUCCGCCUUCUGCCUCUGGUGACUGAACCGAGACAUUACUGGGAUAGUUGGGGUCCAUUAUCCUUGCUCCCUUUCUCUCUCUGCCUUUCUCUCUCUCUCUCUCUCUCUUUCUCGCCCAACGAGUUCUCUCUCUCGAAACCUGCACUUAAAACAACAACAACAAAAUCUAUUGCACCAAAAUGCUACACCUCACAGGAAUCUCAUGCAUCACUCCCUUCUUACCUGCACCUGUUCCCCCCACACACCACGUAGCAUCGAGACUGUGCAUGUGUAAUGAACCUCCAAAAGUGGGAGCCCGAGGCACCGGAUACAAGGCGUCACGUGCAUGUGUAUCUUCCCACUCUCCUUUCCCCCCCGGCUGAUGAUAACGCUGCGAAGAAUUGAACUGGACCUGCAGAGCAGUGGAACGGUCUCAGGUCCUCCUCUGGACACAGUUAAGGAUGUUAUACAUAGAGACGAUUGAUGCUGACCUCACCACUUUUCAUAGUAACUGGAGAAGGAACUGAACGUGGCGGAAAGCAGAGAAAGAAUUUGGGGGGUGCGGGGGAGAUGGAUACCGUUCUAGGUAUCAGGGUGAGCCAUAAGUCUCUUAGCAUGCGUUCGAUUGGCUAGCUCUCGGCUUCCAAAAGAAAAAAAAAGGGUUCUCUCAUCAGGA